Olea europaea var. sylvestris is the source of this 337-nucleotide messenger RNA. RefSeq names its product protein argonaute 3-like. NCBI's taxonomy places the organism in Eukaryota, Viridiplantae, Streptophyta, Magnoliopsida, Lamiales, Oleaceae. The record is from RefSeq and is a predicted model, not a curated record. The transcript has 2 exons. The coding region runs from base 53 to 337 and encodes 94 amino acids.
AUCUCUCCGGCAAUUAGUCAGGGGUGGACUCCAGUUCUACUGACUUGAAGUUAUGGAAAAAUACUUUAAACGUACAUCUACGAUUUCCUGUGAUGAACAAAAUAUCGGCGAAAGGAAUGUUCGAAAGAAAAGGGAUGAAAACGAUGUUGGGGAUGUUGAUGUUGAUGUUGAUGUUGGAGAUGUUGGGGGUAUUGGAGACGUUGGAGAUGUUGAUGUUGGAUUUGGGGGUAUUGGAGACGUUGGAAAUGUUGAAGAUAUUGGAGAUGUUGGGGAUAGUGGAGGAAAUGUUGAGGAUAUUGGAGAUGUUGGAGAUGUUGGGGAUGUUGAUGUUGCAUAG